This is a messenger RNA of Capsicum annuum, 8809 nucleotides long. RefSeq names its product VIN3-like protein 2. The record is from RefSeq and is a predicted model, not a curated record. Lineage: Eukaryota; Viridiplantae; Streptophyta; Magnoliopsida; Solanales; Solanaceae. Gene Ontology annotation, molecular function: protein binding. The transcript has 4 exons. Bases 6151 to 8310 code for a protein of 719 amino acids. Gene Ontology annotation, biological process: epigenetic regulation of gene expression; vernalization response.
GUGGAGCUGGCAAGUUAUGCUUAAUUGUAUCUUUUUUUUGCUGCAAUUUAUCUGCCGCUUUGAUGCUGUAUGAUCUGGACAAUGCAAUUUAACUGCCUUUGUUCUUUUAUUAUUAUUGAUGAACAGUGCAACUGUUUAGUGCAUCUGUCUUAAAUCUCUAUUUUUCUAUACUUUUUGAGUUUUCUCUCAUUUUUCUUUUCACUUCUCUCCCUUUUACCCAGUUCUCUGAAUAUAAUUAAAAAAAAGUAGAUUAAAAGAUGUGUUAAUUAUCAAGACAUUGAACUUAUGAGUCAUGUGAUGGUCCUUUUUGAAAAGGCGCUACAAGAGUGACAAAAAAACAAUAGUGUUAUAUGUUGGUAGAUUUAACAUAGAGGAUAUAUGGUGAGAAGAUUGACGAUAAUAGGGACAAAAGCUCCAAGAUUGUCGUCGCAUAGAGAGAACAUAUGAUUAGAAGGCCAAGGAGAGUCAUUUAUUGACAACCACAUACUUGGUGUAAUCCCAAAAAGUGGGGACCGAAAAGAUAAAGUAUACGCAGACCUUUCCUCUACCUUGGAAAUAGAUAGACUAUUUCAAAUAGACCCUCAGUGGAAGGAGCAAAAAGUCUAAAGUAGUAUAGAGAAUUAAAUAGUGGAAAUGAAUAAGUAAUGGCAAAAUACUAUAAACAACUUGACAAAUCAUCCUGAACAGUAUUCAUAACAAGAUAAUACGAUACUCAAAAGUACAAAAAACAACAUAUAGUAACCAAACUCAGAAGACAAGAAACUACAAGAGUCAUACUACGACUAAUAGUACAACGUAGUAUGACUAAUAGUACGGAAGGAUAAGCAAGGCAAUGCUUAACUAUCUAGCUAACCUUCUACUCUAAUUCGCGUCCUUAAUAACCUCAUAAUUAAGGUCAUGUCGUCACGUCUUGUCUAAUCAUCUCUCCCUAAUACUUCAACCAGCUUCGACCUCUCUUGAAGACAUCCAUAUCCAACCUCUUACACCUCCUCAUUGAAGCAUUUGUGCCUGAUUUAUGCACAUGCACCAACCAUCUCAGCCUUGUUUCUCGCAUAUUGUCCUCUAUCAAGGCCGCUCCUACGAUGUCUCAGAUAUUUUCAUUCCUAAUAUAUCUCUGUAGUAUGUCCACUCAUCUAUCUUAGUAUCACCAUCUUCACAAUUUUCAUCUUUUGAAUGUGGGAGUUCUUGACUGGGCAAGACUCUACUCCAUACAACAGAGCUAGUCUAACCACUGCUCUGUAGAACUUGCCUUUCACUUUGUUUGGAUGAUUGUCAUACAUUGUUUCAUAAUGUAUCAUAUUGGAUUGUGUUGUGUUAUGCUGUAUCGUAUUGUGUUGUUUUAAUGAAUACGACAUUUAGGUAGAUUAUAUCAUUUUUCGUCAUGACAUAAUCUCACACAUCAACAAUUAGAAGGACAAACCUACAAGAAAAGUAAGAUAGGAGGUAGAAAUACCAUAAAAGGUACAUGAUAAAAUAUAAUUAUUAAAUUAAUAAGUAAAGGCAAAAUGAGAAAAAAAGAAGUAACAAGGCGAUCACACUAACUCGGUUGUUACAUAAAAUGGGACUUCUCGUCAUUACCUAAUCAUCGAUUUAAUGAUACGAUACAAUAAAAUUUAUUUAACAAUGCAAAAAACGUUGUAUUUAACUAACAACACAGUACAAUACAAUAAGAACAACCAUCCAAACAAGUUGUAAGUCUUGGUGGCACCUUCUUAUCACACAAAACUCUAGAUGCGAGCCCCCAUUUCAUUCGUCCUACACCAAUAUGAUAUGUGCCAUUAUCAUCAAUCUCCCUAUUUUCUUGGAUAAUAGACCCAAGAUACUUAGAACUUCCUCUAUUUAAAUGAUGAUUUAACGUGAAAUGUAUAAAUGGGAAAGGCAUAUAAUCAAUAAGAUCGUUAGCAAGUGUUAGAACAUUGAGAGUAUCUAUGGAUGAACGUUUUUAAGGAGACAUGUAGGGAUUUUUUAUAACUGGGUUCAUACCAACUUAUAACAAUAAUAACACCCAAAGGUGAGGCCUGCUAGCUAAGUUGCUCGGACUCGGGUGCGAGUAUCCGAGACGGGUGCGGAUCCGAGAGUCGGAUUCGUCAAAAUAUAAAUUUUAAGAUUCAGGGAUGCAAAUCCGAGUGUAGAUAUGGGUGCGGGGAUUCGGCUAAAAAAAUUAAAUAUUAUAAAUAUAGAGUUAAUAAAGAUAUUUACCAAAAAAUAAAAAUAAGGAUAAUUAAGAAUUUAAACUAAUGUUGUCAAAGUAAGAGUACACUGAUCGACACAUGCUGUCAAAGUAACCACGUUUUUUAGUUUUUACUUUUUAUUAAAAAAAUUACUUUUUAUUAAAACAGAUAUUUGUUAAUAUACACGUGUUAAUAUAUGUUAUUAACAAUACAAACAAAUAAAGACCGUCACUUAAACCAAAAAAAAAAAUCAUUGCGUCCGACGACGACUAGAGUGGGAGAAACGCCGUUUCUGUUUCGGUGGUUGUUGGUUGGGAUUUUUUUCAGUAAGUUGCUUGUUAAUUAUACGAUGUUUCCCCUCGAAUUUCUUCUUUAGUUUGGUGUCUCCAAAAUCGGUUGACUGAACCGAAUCGGAGACGGCGGAAGCACCCGUCCCUGCCUCAGUCUCGUGUCGAGACGGGUUCGGCGGCAAAACAGCCGAGUCUGAGCAACAUAGCCUGCUGGUCAAUGAAGUGGGUUGAAAACCUUAGGUCUCAGGUUCAAAUCCCAACAGUAAGUCGUCUCAUAUGUCAUAUCCUUGGUGGACGGAACUACCUGUUAUUUGUUGCUUGUUGGAGGUGACAGGUAUCCCGUUGAUUUAGUCGAGGUGCGCAAAAGCUGAUCUGGACACUACAAUUAAAAAAAAAAUAACAACAUACCCAGUUUUAUGGGGCUGGGAGGUGGGUCUUGAGAGGUUAGGAUGUACGCGGACCUUACCUCUACCUUUAUCAGGGUAGAGAGGUUGUUUCUGAUAGACGCUGAGCUCAAAAGGGAAUGUGCUCUUAUCAAGUCUUCUAGAGUAUUGCACUAACAUAUUCCCCCCAAAAAAUUUAAAUUACAGAUAUGCUUUUAGCCUAUAGUUAUUAGCUUAUAAUUAUUGAUGCACUAGCCUUUUGUAUACAAGAUGAUGUUCUAUGUGCAUAUAUUUGCUGAUCAUGUUGGGUCUAUUAAGAAUUUUAGUUACUGAGCUAGUCAAAAGUUCGAAAUGGAUACUUAUUCAAAAGGGAAGAGUUAUAAGACAAGUAGAAGUUAAAAUAUCUGUACUAAGUAUAGUACUAUAAGAACAAUGAUGUUGAAUGAGACUAGUCCAGUCCGUGGCAUUUAAGAUGCAUAUAUCUCAGAUAUAGAAGUUCAUUCGUCAGGAGAAUGACGUGAACCGGAGGGUGAAACAUAUCAAACUAAAACAUGAUGAUUGAAAAGAAUGAAUGUUAUGAAAGUGCGAUGUCAAUAUGAAGAUGUCUAACAAAGUGAAAGACAAGUUCGAUAGAAGUCUGUGAGAUCAACGGUGUUAUAUAAAACUCAAUGUUGGACCUUUAAUGCCCUACCACAUCCUCAAAAAAAGAGCAUUGUAAAAAUGUAGAUAUAAGAUGGAUGUUUGGUCAUAUAGAUAAUAUCAAAAAUGAUCACGCGUAUUAGAAGGUACAAGUAGCACACAUUUUCAGAUGGUUUGAUUAAUUUUACUUAGAACUCCAAAUGCACUGGUCCUCAGAAUUAGAAUAUCACUGUGAUAGAGAGUGCAACUAUAUCUCGUAGGGGAUAAAAUAAUAGGUUGCCUAACUUAAUUUGCACAUGUCCUACUUAGACCACCAAAUGCACCAACUUUAUAGAUGCAAUACUAUGAUAAUUGAUGUUGUUAAACGAACACGAAGUCACUUAAAUCACAUGAUGGGACAUUGUUUCAAAAUACGUAUGAUCUCUUGAAAUCAAUGAAGGCUUAGCUUAGGAUAGAACAAAAGACCUUCAAUUUCUUAGAAUUAAACUCAAUUUAGCUAAGAAUAAAAUACAGUAGAAGAAAAUGACUUGUAUAGGUUAUACCAACUAAUUUGGAACUUUGGGUUAAUGUCUAGUUGUGGUUAUACUUACAUUCUGUCCCAUGUCUGGUUAGGGACAUAUAUUUAUCAGUUUUGUGGUAAGUGAUAAUAUUCAAAGAAUCUUCAAUUUUAGUGAUUUCCUAAUUUGCUUUAAAUAUAAAAUAUUUAGUUGUGGGAUGAGAUGGAACUAAAUAGAGCAGAAUGAAUAUGAGGAUUCGUAUUGCCGAUCUACUGGUUAUAGUUUGCCGUAGUGGUGGCAAAUGAGAGGAUUGAAUCGGAUUUGGACGGAUUGAAAAUGCAUUGGGCUAAUAGGGAUUGAAUUGCAAUUCACCCAUAUAAAUAUGGUACGAUAUGGAUUGGAUAAAAUGGUCCUAACCCACUUUAAUCUCCUAAACCCAAAAAACUUUUAACCUUUAUCUAAGUUAUUAGAAAUCAACUUAACAACCAAACUUCCAUAUCUCUAUUUGACAUACAAACUCGAUGUUGAAAAUAAUCAUAAAUUUUCUCUGAUUUUGUUACUAUCAUCAUGUUUUUUUUUUUGUGUGUUCAUUCCUAGUAAUUUUUGGAUUAAUAUAUGAAUUGUUUCGUAAUUGGACAAUACUAGAAGAGAGAAAAGUAAAUAAACCAGGAAUACAUGUUCACACUCUAAAUUACUAAGAUUACAUGUAAGAUUUUCAAAAACAAAGUUGUAGAGUAGAAGUCUGUAAAUAUAUUCCUACACAUAUACUAGGUACUCCCUCCAUUCCUAUUUACUUGUCACCUUUUUAAGGUGCACACCCCUUAAGAACAACAUUAACUAAAAGGUAAUUUGACUAAAUUACCCUUAUUUAUUACUCAUCUUUAUUUAAUAUUUCUCGUUUUUACAUUAUAUUAAUAACUCUCCAUAGUUAUGACUAAUGGUAAAGAUGGAAAAGACAACUAAUUAUGUCUUGAUUUUCUGAAAUGCCAACCAUUAUGGAAUAUCUAUUUUUAGUAAGGACGACAAAUAUUUAGAAACAGAGGGGCCGUUUGCUCAUGAAAUUGUGAGUAUUUGAAAAAGUAGUUCUUUUUUCAAAGUGAAAAAUGAUAUUUGAAAAUUGUAGUUGUGUUUGACCAUGACUACAAAUUUGAGUUGUUUUUGACCUUUUGUGAGUAAUUUGUAGUGCAAAAAUGAAACAAAAGUAAAAAUAAUUCAUGGCCAAACCCCAAAAGAUACAGUAAAAAGUGGAUAGAUGCAAAUUGAUAAGAGAAUAUUAAUUCCGAGUAAAUGACUCUACAUAAUAUGUGCUCAUCGUAACAGGUCCUGAAACAAAUGCAUGAUUUAAAAUUGAAUGGUCAAAUAUUUAAAUAUUAAAUGUAUUGAUGAAAGUUGAUAAUUUUUUUUGGUUAGAAUUAAUAUAUUAAAAGAAAGUUCCCUUUGUAAUGACUAACUAAGAAACAAUUUAAAGAAUAUAUGAGCAGAUUUAAUUUCCAUAUGUUUAUUAAAUAUAUAAGCUAAUAUUUUAAUGUAAUAAUUGAAUAGUCGAUCUCUCAAACACAACUUUGAACAACUGAAGCCGAUUCAAACAUAUCUGAUAUUCUCUAAUCAACAACUUUGAGAGCAUUUUUCAGUUGGCUUUUCUAUACCCAUAUUUUACCCAUAUUUAACCAUAAAAAUAUGGUCUGCAUACACUACUUUGCCCAGACCCCACUAUGUGGGAAUACACUGGGUAUGUUGUUGUUUUGUUGUCCAUAAAAAUAAAAUUAGGUUGAAAGCCCAUAUUUACACGACUUGAAAUAUAAGUGAUCCAACUCAUUAAAAUAUGGGCUAAUAAAUGGAUUGAUUUUAUAAAUAUGGGUUGAAAUUGCCAGCUCUAGUUGGUCGAUUGAGUGAUCUCUCUUUCUUUCCUGUUACUUAUAUUUGACCAGACAUGAUGGCUUUUCUUCGCAUUUUCUGGUGAUCUGGUUGCAGUUGAAACAUAUUCCAUCACUGUGAGAAGCUUGUGCUGUAAGAAAAGUGCACCAAAUUAGCUCGAAGACCCUUCAAAAAUGAGAUGAAGCUACAAAAAUAAUUUUAAGAUACAAGAUUUAAAAGCGAUGAACAGAAAUGUCCCUGUUAUGGACUUGUCAAAUGUCUUGCACUUGAUCCAUCAAAGUGCAGUAAAUUGAGUAUGGAGGAAAAGAGAGAACUAGUUUAUGAAUUAUCAAAGCAGUCACGUGGUGCCCCUGAAAUGCUGCAGUCUUGGAGCCGUCAGGAGAUUUUGCAGAUAUUAUGUGCAGAGAUGGGAAAAGAAAGGAAAUAUACUGGGCUGACAAAAUUGAAAAUAAUAGAAAACCUAUUGAAAAUUGUGUCUGAGAAGAAAUCUUUGGAGCAUGGAAGUACAUCUAAUCUUGAAAUGCAACCUUCAUCAGAGAGUGCCCAGAGGAGUACCAAAAGGCAGAGAAAAGCUGAGCAUCCAAGCCGUUUUCCUAUUGAAGCUAAUAAUUCUGCAACAACAAAUAUUAAAGCUAGUUUAGACAAUGUUGUAUACUGCCAAAAUUUGGCUUGUAGAGCUAAAUUAAGUUUCCAAGAUGCAUUUUGCAAGAGGUGUUCAUGUUGUAUUUGCCGUAACUAUGAUGACAAUAAGGACCCUAGUCUAUGGUUGAUUUGCAGCUCAGAGCCUCCUUUUCAAGGGGAUUCAUGUGGGAUGUCAUGCCACCUUGAGUGUGCUAUUAAGUACGGAAAAUCUGGUAUUACAACUGAUAAAUUAGACAAGGGCAAUAAUGGCACCUUUUGUUGUGUAUCCUGUGGAAAAGCUAAUGAUCUACUCAGUUCCUUGAAAAAACAACUGAUUGUAGCAAGAGACACCAGACGUGUAGACAUAUUAUGUUAUAGGCUUUCAUUGAGCCAAAAAAUUUCAGUUGGCGCCAAAGAUUGUCAAAAAUUGUGUGGAGCUCUUGAUGAAGCAGUGAAGAAGCUUGAAGCAGAUGUUGGCCCUUUGACUGGUUUGCCUGUGAAGAUGGCUAGAGGUAUAGUGAACAGGCUCUCAUUUGGCCCUGCUGUUCAGCAACUUUGUGGCUUGGCUGUUGAGUACAUAGAUGCCCUGCUCUCUGAGAGAGCAUCUGAAAUCACAUCUAAUGCUAAGGUCAAAGAUUGCAAUGUGAUGGAAUCAAAGCUCGUCAGAUUUGAGGAUGUCUUUACCUCAUCUGUGACAGUUGUUUUGAGUUCUGAAGGGUCUUCUAUGGAGAAUGUUGUUGGUUACACUUUAUGGCAUCGGAAAGCUGUUGAAAUGGAAUAUCCAGUAGAACCAACUCGGACGUUGUUUUCCCCAAGCACUAGGGUUGUGCUCUCAGAUCUGACUCCAGCUACAGAUUAUGUUCUCAAGAUUGUUUCCCUUGAUAGCAAGAGAGAACUGGGAAUGUCUGAAGUUCCAUUCUGCACCAGUAAAGCUGGAAAUGAAUUGUCUAACCUGAACUUGAAAAGCUUAGAAGUUGAAAGAAGUCAAAGUCCACCAACAAAUUGCAGCAACCUUUCUAAUCCUUCUUCAGUGGAGGAUGAAACUAAUAACAUUGUGCUAUGCAGCAAUGAGGAUGAGAACAGAGGGGAUAAUUGUCUUUCUUGUUGUGAUAACACUGACAAAACAAUUUCUACAGACUUGUGUUGCACCACAAUCGCCUUUACUAGUAAAAGUCAUAUAGGAAAUGCAGGAUUAAUGGCAUCUUUAGGUGAUGAUGAAGAUAGCAUGGUGAAAGUAAGCUCCUUGCCAAAUGCUGAUGAUGUAAAUCUUCAGAACAAGCAGUGUUCAGUCGUUCAAACAACAGAAGAGACAAGCACUGAUAAUGGGUCAAAUGCACCUCUCCAGACUGCCUUAGAAUUUACACCAUUUGUAAGUAGUGAAGAAGCUGGCUUACCCAUUACACCCUGCAAGUUGGAGAAUGUGAAGGGCAGUCACGGCCGGAAAGGAGUAUCGGAACAUUGCAGCAAGGAUCUUGAUAAUGGAUCAGGGAAGGAAGAUGGACCACAAGUUGGCAGCUCUUCGAAGAAGAGAGUUGGAGAAUGGCAAGAAGAAUGUGCUGGAACUGGAGAUAAGGACUUUGAGUAUUAUGUCAAAGUAGUUAGAUGGUUAGAGUGUGGUGAUCAUAUUGAUAAGACAUUCAGGCAGAAAUUCUUAACCUGGUAUAGCUUAAGAGCUACACCACAAGAUGUUAGGAUUGUCAAGGCAUUUGUUGAUACUCUUAUCGAAGAUCCAGUAUCACUUGCUGGCCAGCUGGUUGAUACUUUCUCUGAUGUUAUUUCAAGCAAGAGAUCUUCUGUAGUUCCUGCAGGCUUUUGCCUAAAGCUUUGGCAUUGAAGGAUUCAGUAUAGCUUAAGAGCUACACCACAAGAUGUUAGGAUUGUCAAUGCAUUUGUUGAUACUCUUAUUGAAGAUCCAGUAUCACUUGCUGGGCUGCUAGUUGAUACUUUGAUGUUAUUUCAAGCAAGAGAUUUUCUGUAGUUCCUGCAGGCGUUUGCCUAAAGCUUUGGCAUUGAAGGAUUCAGAAUGUGGAUCCUCUAUCCUCUGCUUCAUGAUUUAUAGUUGCUGCUGAGCUAAACAUAAUUCUUUGAUUCCCUGAUUGUCCAAUGUGAUUGUUAGUCGAUUCAUAUUUAUGAUGUAAACAAUUAGACCAUCUUUCAUUUUUCGUUCUUAUAGGUUGGUUCUACCCAAUUCAUCCACAUUUCUCUCUGCUGAUAUGACCUUGGAGUUGGAAUGAAGGGGAUCUUUGCUGUAAAAUAAUUUGAAAUACAAAAUCUGAUUGGAUCUUUGUUUUGUUUUUUUCAGUAGAAAUUUUACUUGAUUUGUUAGCCAUGAA